Molecule: messenger RNA, 7681 nt
Organism: Petromyzon marinus (sea lamprey)
Lineage: Eukaryota; Metazoa; Chordata; Hyperoartia; Petromyzontiformes; Petromyzontidae
Source: RefSeq, a predicted model, not a curated record
UUUUUAAUCCCACAAUUGCCGACGGUUCAAGUCUAGGGGCCACUGAGCGGCCACUGCGACCCCCUAACAGCUCUGUCCCCCACCCCCCAGUUGUCGAGGUAAAUGUAAAUGCAAGCUGUCCAGCCGCUCACACAAGUGAGCUUCAGGUGAUUUAGGGGGGUAGAUUUGACCGCACGGGGCAAUGUGCGCUCGGCUCGCUUCGUGGCCCUGCUAGGCAGCGUGGUGACGCCAUCUCUACCUCAAGGGGUAUCGCGGUGUUUGUAAAAUAUACUUCUUGGGAAGUGUUUCGUUGACAAUUUGUCCCAAACAUGUACCCGGAAUGCAAUGUGUCGGGAACCUUCGUUGUUGUUACAAUUUCACUUUGAAUACCAAUGGACGCGUGCGUAUGUGUUUGAUUUUCGAAGGGUUUACCUUGCUACUCAUUAUCCACGAAAUGGGUUCUUCUUCAUAUGCCAAAUUAAGAGUGUUAAUCUGGAAACAGUCUUAUAUUUUCUUAAUAUAUCUUUGCUAUAUAUGUUAUAUAUUAUCGGGGUCCCAUAGUAUGUAUAGUGUGUACAAUGCGAUCACCAACUAUUAUUUACUCCAUCUCUGUGCUUUGUAGAAGCUCAAUGCUUCACCUAUUGUAUGUAAUAUUCUCUUUACGGCCACAGUGUUAUUGACGAGUAGGCAGUGUGCUCCCUUAUUAAAUAGGAUGCCAACUCACCCCGGCAGGUGCAGUCACCUCUCCACGAAUGGAAAAUAAAAUAAUGAAUCAAACGUGCCUGCGGGGCACAGCAAAAAAGAGUGGAACACAUCGCGAGUCGGCGUGUCUCCAUGCGAGUCGAUGGGUGUGUGUGUGUGAGUCUAUGGGUCUCUGUGUGAGUCUGUGUUUCCGUGUGAGUCUAUGGGUCUCCGUGUGAGUAUGGGUCUCCGUGUGAGCUCCUGUCUCAUUGCGAGAAUUCUCCAAGGACACGAGUGGCAUAGACUGCAGACCCUUGGCUCUCCUCUGAAGCCAGCAAUCAGCAGCUGGAUAUACAAUUUAGACAUCGAUAAAUACAUGUUUGCUACUCAAUUCAUAUCCGUACGAAGGAGAGUGACAAAUAUCGUCAUCUCAAGUGGAAACACACCGCGAGCCUGCGUGUCUCUAUGUGCGUCAAUGGGUCUCUGUGCGAUUCGAUGGGUCUUUGUGUGAGUCGAUAGGUCUCCGUGUGAGUCUAUGGGUUUCUGUGUGAGCCUAUGAACAUAGCUGCGUGGCGAGUUUGGAGUGAACGGUACGCAGGGAUUUAUGAUUCACUUGAUUGGUUUUCUCGGACACACGGAAGGAUGUGAAUAUUUGUUUUGCUAGCAUAGGGUAAAGCUACGAGCAGAAACACAAUUAUCACAAGGUAACGGUUGCACACCCAAUAGGCCGUGGGUGGCUUGUACACAAACAGUGAGUCCUCGUUUGCCGCGGUAGAUGCGUACCUGAAAAGAUUCGUGUUAAGCAAAAGACGCUUAAAGCUAAAAGCGCGUCAAGUGAAACCACUUUCCCCAUACGUAAUGUAACGAUAAAGUUUGACGAGAUACGAUGGACGCGUAGCAAGGUGGCGGGACAAAUUACUGAGGGUAUGCUGCCGCCGCAUGACUAUAUCAUGCCACGUACUGUAUCACUCUGCGCAGCUCAAGAAAGUAGUUUGUUAUCGACCGCUCAGAAACCGCGUUAUAACGGCGCACGUUCUACAUUAUGACGGCGUGAAUUCUGCGUUGUAACGGCGCGUUCCGCAUUAUGCGAAAAGUGUUUCCAAAAAGGAAAACACGCGUUAUAGCGAAAACGCGUUGUGUAAACACGUGUUCAGCGAACACUUGCCGUAUAUAUUUAUGAAAUAUUGUUAUCUUUAAUGUGGAGAGACAGGUAUGUUUAAAGGAGGUGCUUAUUUUGUUAUUAACAUUCUCCGGUAAUUAUUCUGUCUCAGCUAUUUAUAAAAAAAAAUGAUGUGGUCUUCUGAAGAAGGGUCAUUGCCAGAAACGUCACCUAUUAUGUUUUCUUUGUGUACUCCAAUGUAUAUAUAAUAUGACCCAAUUGUUACAUUACAGUUUGCCAGCAUUGGUUCAAGCAAGCUUGGCACUUCUGAUGUUGUGUAUACGGAAAGACAAGUGUGGAAAGGAGGCGUUGUGGGGUGUCACUCAGAUCACACCGUGAGAUAACCUCUUUGUUUGAAAAACCACCGACACACGGGCAUAUGUAGCAUAUAAAUGCAGUUUACAUGCAGUCUACAUGCAGUAUAUCGGCAAGAAUUGAGUUUCCCCGUUUGGAGCAACUUCAUGCAACAAGGAUUGAUGGAUUUCCAACGGCGCAAGUGUUGAACAGCAACAGGAGUAACAGCAAACUUCGUCACGAGCAACUUUAAUCACGGUCAACUGUUAUAACACGCAAGUUUCAUCAAAAGCGACGUUUGUCACAAGCUAUUUUAAUCUCAAGCAACUGUUAGAACAAGCAAAUGUUAUUGCAUGCAACUUUUAUCACCAACAACUACUACUCCCAACUAUCAACAUCGUCAAUAGCCAGUUAGUUGCAUCAGCUGAAAACGGACCAGCAAGCUGUACUGUGGCAUGCAACUAGUUUGAGCAAUUAAGGAGCAAUUUUAGUGGCAAAGGAGUUGCCAUUGUCGUUGAGAGGAGCAGAGGCAACAGCCACUGCUGGCCGCUACAAUCUACACAGCAGCAAUAGUACAAAUUAAAGCGACGUAUCUCGUGAUACAGAUAUACACAUAUGUACGUGCGUAUACGUACGCAUAUGUGUGCAUUCAUGUAACGUGUAUGUGAUACGAAAUAGCUUGACCCUAUGUGAAUAUAUCAUUUAAAACUUAAAUAUUUUCAAAAAAAGAUAAAGAUCCCAAACAGGAUGUUGGGCAAGUACAAUUAGCGAGAGCCUAUCGAGGCUAGAACAGAACACGAAGGGGUGGUGGUGUGGGUAGCACUGUGCCCGGCUGCCUUUGUCUCCCCAACUGCUGAUAUUGACACACUGCACUAGGGACUUAAUUUAAGGCUAAGUCGAUCUAGGCGAGGCCCAGGACAGGUUCUGAUAGCACUUGCCACUCACUGAUGUUGUUUUCCGUGGCUGGGAAUCGAACACAGGUCGCCGGGUUCGUAGCACAGUGUGCUAACCGCUGCACCACCACUCCCCACACACACGCACAUUGCAUACAUAGGCAUAGACAGAAACAUGAUUCAUACAUACAGACAUAUUUAAAGUGCGAACACAUACACGCAUAGACAACACACACACACACAUUUCAAGAGCCGCAUGGCUCUCAGGGCUAUACCUCAUAAAUGAACUGAUAUAUGUAUACAUAUACACGUCACAAGAUAACAAAGACAAAGAUCCCCUAUAGAGCAUUGACAGACUGUCGGGGCAAGUGCUGUCAGAGAACACGUCACACUAUGUAAACACGUAUACAUACACUGCAUAUACACGGAUAGAUAAACCAGCAUCUCCAUAUGUAAGCACACGCAUACAUACUGCAUACACAUACACUGAUACAUACACAAAAUAACAUUACAAUAUGUAAACGCACGUAUACAUACACAGUCCGUAGCCACAAGCUUAGACAAAGACACGCACGUACUGUUAGCGAGCACCUAUUAAGGCCAGGACGGCACACGAAGAGGUGGGUGGGCAGCACGACGGCCCGACCGUGUUUGUCUCCCCAAGUACUCGUUUGAUGCCUAGUCGAUCUCACGUAUGUAUCUAUGUAUGUUGAACUUCCAUCACACCGUACGUAGCGAACCGUGUUAAUCGGAGGUGCAGGUGAAGAACAACAAACCGCAUGCCAUUCGCCACUGUGGGUUUUUGGCAGCAAUACAUUUCCACGUGACAAGCCACUUCGUUGGGCUAUCAUUUGUGGCCAGGUCGCUUCUGAAAAAGAGCUACAUAGCUGGUGAAAUUCAAAUAGAAGUGACGGUGACUUCGCUACAACAGCGCCCGUGCCAGGCUAGGUGCACCUUGAGACGCGAUGGACGCGGAGCAACCUCGCUGGCUACAGCCACACUCUUCUGGAGCCCUCGGAGGUCUCGCGGGACUCUCAGCCCUGGACACCGCCAGCCACUCAACCUCCUUGCAUCUCCAAGGUCCCACCUCAAUGUCCCACCAUGGCUACACAGACAGCUCCACUCAUCACUCACACGAUGACCACCACCAGCAGCAGCAUCACCACCAGCAGCAGCAACAACAGCAGCAGCAGCACCUUCAUCACCAGCAGCAGCAGCAUCUGGAUGCAUUUUACAUCUCGGAUGUGCAAAGUGGCUGCUAUGGGUCUCAUCCAACCUACAGGACUUCCAUUGAGCCAUCCCUGAGCGAGAUGUCGCACAAGAUCUACGCCUCUCGUAUCUCGGGGACCGCUCCGCAUCUCCUUCCAAGUGCCCCGCCGCUGCCCUGGCUCGACGGUGCCAAGACCCUGGCGCAGCACGGCCACGCGCACCACCCGGCCAGUGGCACAUCCUGGCCGCUGGGACCACCGUUCGGCAAACCGCCACCACCGCCGCCACCUCCACCACCGCCGCCUCUUCAACCGGCCGCCAUCGGAGCCGGAGUGGCGUACAGCAGCAGCCCUUCCUCGCUGACGCCCGGAUACUCACCGAGUUACUCACCCGCUCACCACCACCACCCGGCUCACCACCACCAUCACCACCCUGCUCACCACCACCACCACCACGCUCGAGCGCACUUCUUCAACUUCGGAGGCGCGACGAGUCCGCCGAUUAAAGACGGACUCGAGAAGGACUUGGAGGCCAUGUCCGUGGUGGCAGACGGUGCUAAGGGAACGGACAUCUUAGGCGGCGGUGGUGGCAUUGGAAUUGGCGGCGUCGUUGGAGGUGGCGGUGGUGGGAUUGGUGUUGGCAUCGGUGGCACCGUCACCACAACCCACGUGCCCAUCCCCACGUACCCGGCGUACAUCCCGGCCGGUACCGAUUACGGCGCCGGCUUCUACCCGCAUGCUCAUCAUCACCACCACCACGCCUACCACCAGCCCCACCACCACCACCACCACCAUGCAGCGGCGGCAGCAGCGGCGGCGGCGGCGGCCGGGAUUCUGGGCAGAGGCACGAGUGCUCAUGGCUUCACCACCAAAUCCAAGAGCAAGGGACGCUCCGGCUCAGCGCUGAGCGAGCCUCAUGAGUCCGUUCCGGGGGGUUCGUGUGCCCUGGCAGACGGGCGCGAGUGCGUGAACUGUGGCGCCACCUCGACUCCGCUGUGGCGUCGAGACGGCACGGGCCACUACCUGUGCAACGCGUGUGGCCUCUACCACAAGAUGAAUGGGCAGAACCGGCCGCUCAUCAAGCCCAAGCGGCGCCUGUCGGCGUCGCGGCGUGCCGGCACGGCGUGCGCCAAUUGCCAGACGACGACCACCACGCUGUGGCGGAGGAACCCCAAUGGGGAGCCGGUGUGCAACGCGUGCGGCCUUUACUACAAGCUACACAAUGUGAACCGACCGAUGUCGAUGAAGAAGGAAGGAAUCCAGACUCGCAACCGCAAGAUGUCGAGCAAAUCCAAGAAGGGGCGCAAGCUGUCAGACGACCCCGACUUCGACCAAUCACGCACGGCCGCUCUCCUUGACGCCAAACAGGGGCCGCCGAUGUUCAGCGGCGGUGGCGGCGGCGGUGGCGGCGGCGGUGGCUUCUCAUCGAUGGGCCACCACCACCCACACCACCAUCCGCACCACCACCCGCACCACCACCACCCGCACCACCUGAGUCACGUGACCCACUUUGGCGCAGCAGCGAUGGGGGCGUCGGGUCACGUGAUGGGGGCGGCCGCCGGCGGCGGAGUUCAUGCGGGAGGGGGCGGCCUGGCAUUUGCCCCGUCGACGCAUCACUCCAGCAUGAUCACCGCCAUGGGUUAGGUUAUCGUUAGUCCAGUGUGGUCACUGCUACGGGUUAAUGCGAUCACCACCAUAAGCUCGUUUAUUGGACAGAUCACAAUCAGUCCACCAUCAUCGCCACCGUGGGCUGGAUCAGCAGCGAGGAAGCUUAUCCUGUGUGGAGGACAGAUGCAUGCCGCUACUUCAUUUCACACUGCAAGUGUCUUAGCCGGAUGAAUUGUGUGUUAGAGCGGGGGAGGGGGGAGGAUUUUGUUUUGUUGGCAUUACGUUGAUGAGCAAUGGGGAUUGUCAAAUUAACGAUGGCAUUGUUGGUGAACAAUGACUAUUGGUGAACAGCGGCACUGUGGUGAUGGACCAACUGCCUUCAGGUUCACUUGACCAGCAAUCUCUUCAUUUGGCCAUCCGGACUCAUGAACCCCGCGCUUAACAAAUUUAAGAAAAGACGCUAUGACCUUGUGACAAAAAUGCCACAUCCCGAUGAUGGGCGGCGGUACCUCCAAAUGAAGGACACCCACUCUUGACUUCCCAUAGAGUGCUGCUCGUUCCAUCUGCGAUGCUGAUAAUGAUGACGACGAAGAUGACGAUGCUGAUGAUGAUGACCAUGAUGGCAAUGCUGAUUAUGAUGGCGGAUAUGAUUAUGACGACGACAACAAUACUACCAUGAAGAUUACGAUGGACCCAGUCGAACCCGCAACCCUCCCAGCUCAGCAGCGCACCGCGUCGCCCGCCCACCCUGGCUCAUGUAUUAUGUUGGCGCUUGCCCCUGGAGAAUGGGCGUUGAACGGCAGCAUUGGAGCGGUGAGGAAUGGCCCACAGGGGGCUGUGACUUGUGGUUGCCAAAACGUCAAACCGUGGUGCCCGCGCGAUGACACCGGCGCUGCCCGUGCUUCGAUCGUUCGACCGGCAGCGGUUCAGAUUGUCCACCGUGAGGCGACUCCGCUGGCUUACUCACCAACCUCGACGCGAAUGCAGAAACGCUGACGAUCAACCCCCACCGCUGUACGCAAGAAGAAGUGUCCAUUCAGGUCUAUAGGUCUCUGUGUGGCUCUGUGAGUCUUUGUGCGAGUCUAUGGGUUUCUGUGCGAGUCUGGGUCUCCGUGCAAGUCUAUAGGUGUCAAUGCAACUCCAUGGUGUCCUGUGCGAGUCUAUAGGUCUCUGCGAGUCUAAAGGUCUCUUUGUAAUGAUGUGAAUCUCUGUGCAAAUCUAUGGGUCUCUGUGUGACUCCAUGGAUUUCUGUGUGAGUCUACAGGCCUCCGUGCGACUCUAUAGGUCUCUGUGGGAGCCUUUAUCUCACACAAUGGCCCACGUAAGUAGCACCACUGCCCACUUUGAUUAUUCUCGAGCAGUAGCAGAGGCAAUUUCAGUCACAAGCUUUUGGAAGAUGUGGGGCCACGGUGCUGUAGCCUAGCCACCCACUGGUGGCUAAGACAGCUGAGCAGGCUGCUGCCACCACGUGUAUGUACUGUAUGUAAUGUACCAAGCACCAGUUGUGUGUGUGUAAAUAUACACGGCCCUUGUACAUAUCCUAUUGCUUCGUGUAUAUUGCAGUGUCGUUAUGUACACACUGCCCAACCCCCCCGCCAACACGCUCACUGUCGUGUACAUAUAUAAUGUGUGUAAUGUAUAUUGUGAAUGCAAAUGCUUUUACGAGUCGCUCGCUUGCUCGCUCGUUCCAAACGGGAGUGUUUUCAUUUCAUUCCGCUCGAACGACGUAAAAUGUAGGAGCAAUCCUGGAAGAGAACUCGGUAACCACCACCCACCAUCUCGAUCCAUUAACUUGGUAACCACCACCCACCAUCGUGAUCCAUUAACUUGGUAACCACCACCCACCAUCUCGAUCCAUU